Molecule: messenger RNA, 1764 nt
Organism: Tricharina praecox
Lineage: Eukaryota; Fungi; Ascomycota; Pezizomycetes; Pezizales; Pyronemataceae
Product: peroxisomal membrane anchor protein conserved region-domain-containing protein
Exons: 5
Coding region: 274-1359 (361 amino acids)
Biological process (GO): protein import into peroxisome matrix, docking
Cellular component (GO): peroxisomal importomer complex; peroxisomal membrane
Molecular function (GO): signaling receptor binding
Source: RefSeq, a predicted model, not a curated record
CCAGCCAGCAGCCCCCAGCCAGCCAGCCAGACCGCCCCCAGACGAACAACCAGCCAACCCGCCGCUGUGCCACAACCACCACCACACCUCAACCCACCACUCAUAAUCCCCCGAACAUCACCCAAAAAACCACCCAACACACAUAAAUCCUUCUCUCUGUCCCCAGCAUCGCCGAAAGAACACUUCUCUCCUUGGAAUAUCUCAACAUAGGAAAAGAAGUCCCCAUCCACCCAGCCACCUCUCCUAGCAACAUCCACCUCAACCACAACAAACAUGCGGGAAGACCUCAUAGUAUCGGCAGUGUCCUUUCUCCAGGACCCUACCGUUGCCGCCUCCCCCCUAGAAAAGCGCGUCGCGUUUCUGCGCUCAAAAAACUUAACGCAAGAGGAGAUCGACGCCUCGCUGCGACGAGUGGGAGAGUCGCCUGCAUCAAUAUCUCAUGCCGUAGCUACAACAAACUCAUCGGCACCGCCGCCUUCAUAUGGUGCUCCUCCCCCUUACUCCUCCGGAUACUACGGCCCACAGCAGCAGCAAGCUCCACAGGUUACCGGCCGUGAUUGGCGGGAUUGGUUCAUCAUGGCGACAGUAUCCGGCAGUGUCGGUUACGGUCUCUACUACCUCACCAAGCGCUACGUCUACCCCCUAAUCGCGCCCCCGACACCACCCCAGCUUGAAGCCGACAAAGCUUCGAUCGACGAGAAAUUCACGCAAGCCUUCGAAGUCCUGGACACAUUGAAAGCCGACACAGCCGCACUCAAGUCCGCCGAGGAGGACCGCAAAGCCCGUGUCGACGCUGCCCUGGAAGAAGUCGAGUCCGUCGUCCAAGACCUCAAGAACGCCGGUAAGCGUCGCGAAGACGAGAGUAAACGCGUCGGCGACGAGGUGCGUGGCCUCCGCGACCUCAUCCCCAAGGCCCUCGAGGGACAGAAGGAAUCCCAGAAGAAGGCUCUCGAGGAUCUUCAGACCGAGCUGAAGAGCUUGAAGCAGCUGGUGAUGAACCGGACUGCUCCCGCGAGACCUAGCUACGUACCCACGAGCAACAUCGGCACUCCUCCGCUCGAUCCCGGUGCGGCAUCUAACGCCCCUUCGACGGCCGCCCAGACUGCUAUCAAUGGACUUUCGGUUGCGGCGCAGGGACUCGGAACAGGCGGUACUGCGAUUGGUGGCCUGGAGGCGAAGGCAGUACCCUCAGCGCCGGUGCAGUACCGUGGUAUGGGAGCCGGUGUCGGCGGAAAGCAGAGUAUUCCGGCGUGGCAGAUGGCCGCGGCUAGGGCCAACUCAACCCCGGCGGUGGUUCCCACCGCUACGGCUGCCAGUGGCUCGGGUAAGGGGAGUGAUGCCGAGGCUUCGGCUUCAUAGAGGGAUGACUACCGCAGCAAGGCGUGGUGGGAACGGAAGGGAAUGGACUGAACUGGUUGUAGAAUAGUUGCAUGAGAUGUGGGCAUUUUUUUGCUUUGUGUUUUAUUGAGUGCUGUUGGUUGCUCAUUGUGUUGUGUCGUAUUCCCUAUUUCUAUUUACUUCACCAUCACCCCCUUUCGUUGGUUUAUAUUCGGGUUGGUGAUGGAGAUCAGAUUGAUGCGCGUUGCUUUUUUCGUGUUUUUUUAUUUUGCAGCUUCUUUAUAAGCAACAUCUAGUAUUGUCUGGCACUGGCGGUGGGUGUUCUAGCGUGACGAUUGUGACGGAGACGGGGAUGGGGACGGAUACGGGGACGGGGACAGGGACGGUACGUGAUGGAAUGGUACGUUACAGAGAGACUAAAGAGAG